Molecule: messenger RNA, 529 nt
Organism: Lycium barbarum (goji berry)
Lineage: Eukaryota; Viridiplantae; Streptophyta; Magnoliopsida; Solanales; Solanaceae
Product: DNA-directed RNA polymerase II subunit 4-like
Exons: 1
Coding region: 12-410 (132 amino acids)
Biological process (GO): nuclear-transcribed mRNA catabolic process, deadenylation-dependent decay; positive regulation of translational initiation; mRNA export from nucleus in response to heat stress
Cellular component (GO): RNA polymerase II, core complex; P-body
Molecular function (GO): translation initiation factor binding; nucleotide binding
Source: RefSeq, a predicted model, not a curated record
UAGUCUCAAAGAUGUCAUGGAAAGAAGAAGAAAACGCGGGCGAGCUCAAGAUUGGUGAUGAGUUUUUAAAGGCCAGAUGUCUAAUGAAUUGUGAAGUAGCAUUGAUUCUUGAACACAAGUAUAAGCAGAUAUGUGAUGAUCCAACGAAUCAUGUUUCUCAGGUAUUUGAAAAGUCACUGCAAUAUGUGAAGUGUUUCAGUCAGUACAAGAACCGUCAUGGUGUUAGACAAGCUCGAGAGAUACUUAGUAGGUAUCAACUUGAUGAAUUCGAGCUCUGUGUUGUGGGGAAUCUUUGCCCAGAAACAGUUGAGGAAGGUAUUGCUAUGGUCCCAUCUAUCAAGAAUAGACUUGACGAGGAAGCAAUUCAAGAAAUACUAACAGACCUUUCUUUAAUAAGGAAAUUAGAGUAGUAUCACCAUUGUACUUGUCUGGCAAGAAUAGAGCUCUGUAAUGCAAAUUGCACUCUAGCAUUCUGUUGAAAACUUUAGUUGUUGAAUUAAUGGAAAUGUCUCUUUCAAAAAAAGCAAAA